UCGCGAGAAAAGAGGAUGCACGACAUCGAAACUACAAAGCGUGCUUCGCACUGAAUGGUCUUUUUUUUUCUUACACAGGAAAAAAAAAAGCUCUCUCUCUCUCUCUCUCUCUCUCUCUCUCUCUCUCUCUCUCUCUCACUCUCAUAAACAGAGAAGAAGAGAGGAUAUAAAUAUUGACCACUAGAGAAAGAAACUCGCCGCUUGGUAGCAGUAAGCUGUAAGCACAUAUCUCGAGCCGCACUAAGUUAUUCUGCGUGGGCAGUGGAAGAAGAUACGAUGGACUACGGAGAAGAUCGAAUUUGCAGUAGCCCCUCAUGGAAUUGGCCAAGUCAGUACUGUAAUAAUCACCAGCCGCAGUCUAGUUUCUCUGAUGUGACGGAGUGCACGAUGAUUGAAGUCACAUUAAACCAAGAAGAUCACUCCUACAUGUUCGAGGAUGAUGAUGAUGAAUCCACCACCCCAGUGAAGGCCUGUAGCGAGUCCGGUUAUCAUCAGGUCACAACAGAUCAAACGAUCAUGAAGCCGGACGUCCCACGUGAGACACGUUCUGCUGUAAAGAGGCGUCGGAUGUUACAGUUCGAAGACCAGCCUAUGGAAACAUCCCUUUUCAGAAGUGAAAGCCUCUCUUCAAUCUUAAGAUCAAGCGCUAGAGAGGAAACAUUUGAUGAGCUUUUACUCGAAGGAUCUCAGCUUAUAGAGGAUGCUUCUGCCUCAAGCUUUGAGGGCCUUGAUGAUCUGUAUGCUGACGAGUGGUAUGUUGACUGCUUAAAUGAUCCUGAGGCUCCAACCCUACCUGAUGACUUAAGCUUUGGUUCCCCUGAUGAUGUCCAUGUAGAUAUUUCAGAGUAUCUAAACCUCCCACCAGAAGCAGAAACCAGUGACGUUAAACGACCUGUGACUCGUUCUUCUCCAAAUGUUAUCUUCAAAGGUAGAAAAUCUUUUUCAAGGCAAGCGUCUUCUGUCAUCUAUCCAUUUUCAUUCAUCAAACCAUGUGGGGUUCAUGGUGACAUGACUCUCAAGGACAUAAACCAGAAAAUUCUAACUCCACCAGCGAAACCAAAGGAAAACAAAGGAGAGACUCCGGUGAUCCAAACCUCAGCGUUCUCUGGUAAACCUGUCGUUGGAAAGACUAAGAUCCGCACAGAAGGUGGUAAAGGAAGCAUCACG
Brassica oleracea var. oleracea is the source of this 1167-nucleotide messenger RNA. RefSeq names its product protein XRI1-like. Gene Ontology annotation, biological process: male meiotic nuclear division; female meiotic nuclear division. NCBI's taxonomy places the organism in Eukaryota, Viridiplantae, Streptophyta, Magnoliopsida, Brassicales, Brassicaceae. The record is from RefSeq and is a predicted model, not a curated record.